ACCCGGCGUUCUUGCUUUCUGAUUCCAGCGCUUUACACCUUCUGGCACUCUCUGACCCAUCCUUGUACCAUAUCCUCCAUCCCGUUCUUAUCUUUCAAUCCAGCGGCAGCACGCGUGCUACACUAGCCGCUGCUGUCUGAUGACUGCUUGUGUUUCUACCUUAUCUUUUUCUCAUUGUCUCUGCGAAAGGCCUAGAAAUUGCAGCCUGUCCCAGCCCGCCCGGCUUGGCCUUGUUUUCUCGUCUUUGUUGGAGCGUUUUGCAACGGUUUCUUGUAUUCGCGGAGCGCACCCAGCAAAACUCCGGAAAAAAAAAUUCAUUUCUGGGUUCUGCGGGGGGUGUUUUGAAAUUGUCAAGGUUGUGCUUGUUUGCGGAUAUGGUAAUCACGGCAGUCAGUUUGUCUUUUGCGGGUCUGGAUUUAUCACUUCUGCGGGACAGAGCCGGGUGUUCGAGAGUUACAACCAUCUUGAUCUGAGGCUCUCUAUCAUUGGAACGCGUGUAUGGUGGGAAUGGAGAGAGGCUACGAGAGAAAUGUUGUGCUCUGUUAUUUUUCGAGUUGGCUAGAUUUAUCUGCUGCUUAGUCUUGCUUCACGAUGCAGCAACAGAAAUCACAGAAACGAGUAUCAUCAGCAUGAUC
Molecule: messenger RNA, 635 nt
Organism: Mytilinidion resinicola
Lineage: Eukaryota; Fungi; Ascomycota; Dothideomycetes; Mytilinidiales; Mytilinidiaceae
Exons: 1
Coding region: 140-562 (140 amino acids)
Source: RefSeq, a predicted model, not a curated record